This is a messenger RNA of Hyla sarda, 763 nucleotides long. It is a transcript of the gene AP2S1, whose product is annotated as adaptor related protein complex 2 subunit sigma 1. Gene Ontology annotation, biological process: clathrin-dependent endocytosis; intracellular protein transport. NCBI's taxonomy places the organism in Eukaryota, Metazoa, Chordata, Amphibia, Anura, Hylidae. The record is from RefSeq and is a predicted model, not a curated record. The transcript has 5 exons. Gene Ontology annotation, molecular function: clathrin-cargo adaptor activity. Gene Ontology annotation, cellular component: AP-2 adaptor complex; membrane coat; intracellular membrane-bounded organelle. The coding region runs from base 156 to 584 and encodes 142 amino acids.
CCGCCGCGCCCUCUGCAGGCCGUUCUGCGUCAUAACACCCAUCAGGCCAGGCUCUGUCGUCACUUCCUGAUUUCCCCGUGAAGCAGUAUGGGGCUUGUAGUUCCUCCGGAAAUCCGGAGCGAGUGACAGGAAAGGAAGAGAAGGGAGAGUCAAACAUGAUCCGCUUCAUCCUGAUCCAGAACCGCGCCGGCAAGACCCGUCUGGCCAAAUGGUACAUGCAGUUUGACGAUGACGAGAAGCAGAAGCUUAUAGAGGAGGUUCACGCCGUGGUGACUGUCCGAGACGCCAAGCACACCAACUUUGUGGAGUUCAGGAAUUUUAAGAUCAUCUACCGCCGCUACGCCGGUCUCUACUUCUGCAUCUGUGUGGAUGUGACGGACAACAACCUGGCGUACCUGGAAGCCAUCCAUAACUUUGUAGAGGUGCUGAAUGAAUACUUCCACAACGUAUGUGAGUUGGAUCUAGUCUUCAACUUCUAUAAGGUGUACACGGUGGUGGAUGAGAUGUUCCUAGCCGGAGAGAUUCGGGAAACGAGCCAAACCAAGGUUCUCAAGCAGCUGCUGAUGCUGCAGUCCCUGGAGUGACCUGUGACCUCCUGUAUAUACCUUCCUGUCAUGUGACAACAUUCCGACCUGUGUGUGCGCGCGCUCAGGCGCUGUGUUCUCCCCACUCUCCUGUCCGCUCAUCUUGGACAGAUAGAAGUUUCUUAUUUUUUUUUUUUUUUUGUACACUCUAAAUGUGAAAAAAAAUAAAAUGUUCCAAG